Molecule: messenger RNA, 1019 nt
Organism: Trachemys scripta elegans
Lineage: Eukaryota; Metazoa; Chordata; Testudines; Emydidae
Product: myosin light polypeptide 6-like
Exons: 7
Coding region: 1-678 (225 amino acids)
Cellular component (GO): myosin II complex
Molecular function (GO): structural constituent of muscle; calcium ion binding
Source: RefSeq, a predicted model, not a curated record
AUGCAAAGGGGGGGGGCUCUCAGCAGUCCCCCCUCGCCCCAGGCAGCGAGGCGUUUAGUGGCGUCGGGCUGGAGGGGCCCCCGGGGGCCGAGCUUGGCCCCUGCAGCAGAGAGCUGGGGGGUGAUACCCCACUGCACCCCCAGGCUUGUCGGCACGGUAACAGACUUUGUGCAGCUCCCCCCAAUCUCCGUUAAUGUCCCUGUUUCUGUCACUUCCUCUUUGCAGAUUGAGUUUAGCAAGGACCAGCUGGAGGAUUACAAGGAGGCUUUCCAGCUCUUCGACCGGGUCGGGGACGGCAAGAUUCAGCUAAGCCAGUGCGGGGAUGUGCUGCGGGCCCUGGGCCAGAACCCCACCAACGCCGAGGUCAUGAAGGUGCUGGGCCACCCCAAGCCCGAUGAGCUGAACUCCAGGCGGGUGGAGUUCGAGCAGUUCCUGCCCAUGCUGCAGACCAUCGCCAAGAACAAGGACCAGGGCACCUUCGAGGACUAUGUGGAGGGGCUGCGGGUCUUCGACAAGGAGGGGAACGGCACCGUCAUGGGGGCCGAGCUGCGUCAUGUGCUCUCCACGCUGGGCGAGAAGCUGACGGAGGAGGAGGUGGACGCCCUCCUGUCCGGGCACGAGGACUCCAACGGCUGCAUCAACUACGAAGCCUUCGUCAAGCACAUCCUGUCUGGCUGAGCGGGUGCCGUCGGGCCGGGCAGGAUGUGCCGAAGCAACUGAUGCCUCCUCAGCCCAUUGCUCUAUGGGGGGGGCCUGUUCCCUGACCCCUUUAUCUCUCUCUCUAACCUGCCCCCCACCACCCAGCGGCUGCUGCGAAGGACUUCUACCACUGCCCAAGGAGAGCCCAAGACCUCAGGACACCAGCGGCUGGGGAUCCAGCCAGGGGGGGAUGCAGGCUCCCCUGAGAGCAGUGGCCCAGCCCGGGGGUGCCCACCCAGCCGAGCCGCGGUCCCGAUCCUGGGCGGGAAGGGACCCGAUCCUCCUUGCGUUUGGACAAUAAAAGCCCUUUGUUUGCAGAA